This is a messenger RNA of Colossoma macropomum (tambaqui), 3058 nucleotides long. RefSeq names its product class I histocompatibility antigen, F10 alpha chain-like. Gene Ontology annotation, molecular function: protein binding. Gene Ontology annotation, cellular component: external side of plasma membrane. The coding region runs from base 94 to 1236 and encodes 380 amino acids. Gene Ontology annotation, biological process: immune response. The record is from RefSeq and is a predicted model, not a curated record. The transcript has 7 exons. Lineage: Eukaryota; Metazoa; Chordata; Actinopteri; Characiformes; Serrasalmidae.
GCAGGCGGCAGGACAGUCAGGAGCAUCGACUUCUCUCAACAGAAGACCGUCCAGGGCGGAUUUUCCUUCUGAUCUAGGCGAUAAAAUGUGGUGAUGGGGGCGGCUCCGGCAGUCUGUUUGGUCUUUCUGUGUGGAGUGUUUGUCUCUGCUCUCGGAGACCAACACUCUCUGUACUACAUUUACACCGCUCUCUCCAAAGAUGUCGCUCUACCAGGGAUCUAUGAGUUCACAGCACUGGGUCUGCUCGAUGACCGGGAGAUCGACUACUACAACAGUAAGGAACAGGUUAAGAUUCCUAAGCAGGACUGGAUGAAGGAGAAGCUGCAGCCAGAUUACUGGGACAAAGGCACCCAGUCUCGCAAGAGCAAAGAGCAGUGGUUCAAGGUCAACGUGGAGAUCCUGAUGGACCGAAUGAAACACAAUCAGACCGACCUUCACGUUCUUCAGUGGAGACAUGGCUGUGAGAUUGAUGAGUCAAAUGGACAGGUAACAUUUCUAAAAGGCAUUGAUGAGUACAGCUACGAUGGGUCAGAGUUCCUCUCUUUUGAUGAUGACAACAUGCGGUGGAUCGCUCCAGUUCCAGAAGCUGAGCCAACCAAAAGGAAAUGGGAUGAUGUGGCCAUCCUGAACCAGUACACCAAGGGUUACCUGGAGAAAGAAUGUGUGGACUGGCUCACCAAAUUCAUGGAGUACGGAAAAGAAUCACUGAGAAAACACUCUCCACCAGAUGUUCAUAUGUUUGCGAAGAAAUGCACAACUGACUCGACCAAGCUGACCCUGACCUGCCUGGCCACGGGCUUCUACCCCAAAGACGUGAUGGUGAGUCUGAGGAAGUUCAGAACUUCACUGCCUGAACAUCUACUAACAUCUUCAGGAAUCAGACCCAAUGAAGACGGAACCUACCAGCUGAGGAAGAGUAUGGAGAUCCAAGAGGAUGAAAAAGCAGAUUACGACUGUUUUGUGAAUCACAUCACCCUCAACAAACCAGUAAUUAAACAAUGGGAUGGAAAGUGCUAUGACUGUACAACGGGGAACAUUGUGAGUUUCAUUCUUGGAGCUCUACUUGCAGGGCUUGUGGCGGUCCUGGUCGCUGUCAUCGUUGUUCUUAAAAAGAGAGGAAAAAUCUGUGAGAAAAGUAAGAGUGGGGCGUAUAUUCAAGCUUCUACAGAUAAUGGAGAUGUUAAAAAGGUUCCGAUUGACAUCAGUGGGGAUAGCAUGUUCAUUAUAAGCAAAUAAACAUAGAAGUAUUACAAUAGAAAGGCCAGGAAACAUACGUUAAAAUGGGAGGAAAUUCUGAUGCAUUCAUUUAAAUUCAAUUUAGAUCAAAUCCCAGUCAGAAUUGGUUUUUAUUGUGGUCAGCUGGAUAUUCCAUACUUUCUUGCAAUCCUUGAUACUAAAUAUAGGUCAGAAUGUUUCAGUGUUUUCAGUGAUUGGGGUCAUGUGUGUUGUGUAGCUUCAUAUUUAAUAUAUAUUGGACAAGAGUACUCAACCUUGCACUACUAAACUAUGAAUGAUAUACACAACAGCAACUAGGCACUAUAAGUAUUUUAAGCAGAACCUCUGGUCAAGGUGUGAAAGAGUGGCAGUAACCAGACAUGUUGACUAGCAAUGUGUUCAUUUUAAGCAUAAAAGCCUGAGUGUAUCACAAAAGACAAAUCAGGAAACAUGAGUUAAAAUGAAAUGCGUUCAUUUUAAUUUAGCUUGUUAGAUUCCUUCAAAGUCCUUGUUUUUAUGGUGGUCAGCUGGAUAUUUCCUACUUUUUGCCUUCCUGGAUACUAAAUUUUAGGUCAGAAUGUUUUAUUGUUUUCAGUGAUUGUGGUCGUGCAUGUGUUGUGUACCUUCAUAUUUAAUAUGCAGUUCAUUAGCAUGACUCAUAUAUUGCAGUACUCAACUGUGUACUUAUUUGUAGCUGUUUGUAUUGGUUUAAUAGAGUCCGAAUAUGUGAAGUGAUUUUUUUAAUCUACUUAUGCUUUUAUUCAUUUUUACUUGUGUAGAAUUUCUAGAUUCUAGAUAAGCUAAUUUCUAGAUAAGCUAAUUUCAGUAAAGCUAAAUUAACUUGAAUUGUCUUUCAAAUAUUGAUGGUGGGAGUAUUUUUUACGUGUAACUGUGAAGGAAAAUGGUAGUUUUUUUCUGAUAUGGGUUUUCAUCAGUGCUGACAUAAAUCUUUUUCUAUGCCAAAUGAGAUACGGCAGCGUUCAUACUACAUUUGGGACAUAGAGAACAAAUAAGAUACAACACUACAGAUAAUAAAAUAAAGGAGAAACAUGCAAUAAAAAAAUCCAGAAUGCUUGCAAGAAGCAUAGCUGAAAGAUGUGCAGUGUUAAGAAAGUAAAUAUUGUAUUUACUAAAAAUACUAAAGUAUUACUGUCAUGUGAUAUGAUAUUUAGCUAAAUUAUUGCAUUUAUGGAAAAAAAAAAAUAUAUAUAUAUAUAUAUAUAUAUAUAUAUAUUUUUUUUCCACAUUUAUUUAAGUUUAAAUAAAUAAUAUCAAGUAAAGCCAGUUCCACUACAUUAGCAAAGAAACAUUAGAAAGUUUAAAUAUCAGACUUACCAUUAAAUAAUUCAGUACAAAAUUAUAUUUGCAGGUCUUUGACACCUGAAAGUUCACAUUAGUAUAUUUCACAAUUAUGAAGAACGUGUAGUGGUGUGUACUGGAUGACUAAGUGCCAUUCUACCAAUUCAUUUGCCUGUGAAAUGACAUUUCCUCACUAAUCCAUCUGUUUUGCAGUGACAGUGCAGGUGAUUUUGUGCCUGGUUUGUUGAUUAUGAUAUUUAAAAAUGAUUAGACUGUGUUGUUUGUUGGACUGCUCCUUCAGUGUGGGCUUUCCUAAGUGAGUGUGUAUCAGUGCAGUGUAUGACCACACUGCACUGAUACACACUCACUUAGGAAAGCCCACACUGAAGGAAUGAGGAAGAGGAUGAGCAGACAGUAAGUUGUAGAUUGCAAAUUGAUAUGAUAGCAUUGUGCAGUGAAGAAGUUUGCUGUGUUGAGCUUUUGAAAGUACUUGACGUGUGUAGCACUUAUGUUGUCACUAUUUUUUUGAAUAAAGCUUUUCUUU